Molecule: messenger RNA, 1445 nt
Organism: Rhododendron vialii
Lineage: Eukaryota; Viridiplantae; Streptophyta; Magnoliopsida; Ericales; Ericaceae
Exons: 7
Coding region: 41-1279 (412 amino acids)
Molecular function (GO): ATP binding; ATP hydrolysis activity
Source: RefSeq, a predicted model, not a curated record
CACCUCUCUCUCUCUCUCUCUCUCUCUCUCUCUCUCAAACAUGUUUGCUCAAGUACUUAAAAUGACACUAAGCCCGAGCCCAAUCUCAAUCCCGUGCCCGACAAGAAAUUCCCAAGCCAAUUAUCGCAAAAGAACCAAGAAUCAUGUUUAUGAUCCAAAAAUGGAAAGCUUGGGUUCGGUUGAAAAUGACUUGCCCUUCAAUAAGACCAUGCCAAAUUUGCCCUUUAGCACUGGGUCCAUAUCCCCACCACCUCAACAUGUGGUGAGGUUUAAUAAACAUCAAUAUGGUGGUGGUGGUGGUGGUGAGAAGGUGGGGCGGAAGGAUUUGAUGAGGGUGGCAGUGCCCGACAAGAAUAGCGGUGGUCUCUGGGCCACUUGGCAGACGGCCACAGGGUAUGUGGAGACCGGAGAGGCGUUGGCUAUCAUGGAACCCUCUGGUUCUGGAAAAUUAACGCUUCUCGAUGCAUUAGCAGGGAGACUUGGUCCAAACACGAAACAGCACACCGGAAAGAUCAUGACCAAUGGCCAUAAACAAACUCUUGCUUCUCGCACAUCGGUUAUGGAGAGAGAAAAAAGUGUGGAAGAGUUUAGAAAAAUCAAAAAAAGUGAGACCGGAAGUCGAAUCCACAAGAAACCGCGAUUCCUCUGCCUCCAUGGGAUGAGAAUGAGUGCCGAAGUGCUCCAGACGCAGCUGAUCAAACGGUGGCCCGAGGCAUUGCUCGGGAAAUUAGACCUCGUCUUCCCCAAUGGCCCUUAUUUGGCCCAGGGCAAAUCCGAUAUUGAAGACUUCUACGAUCCUCCUUUUUACGAGUGGUUUCAGUAUAGCCAGGAUUAUCAGGAGGUUUCCAAUUUCGAUAACUGUCUUGCUUACGUUGAAGAUUAUAUGAUCAAGCAUGGACCAUUUGAUGGUCUGAUGGGUUUUUCCCAGGGGGCCGUUAUAUCUGCAACAUUGCCAGGACUUCAAUCACAGGGUCUGGCACUCACAAAGGUUCCGAAGAUCAAGUACGUAAUCUUAAUGUCGGGGGGUAAGUUUGGCGGAUCCGUAUCCAAGUUUGCCUGUCCCAAACUGGCCGCCGAUGCCUUUUCAUCUCCUGUCCAGUGCCCUUCCCUCCACAUUAUAGGCGAAACAGAUUACUUGAAAGAAUCAGGGAUUGAGUUGUUGGACUCGUUUGUGGAUCCAGUUGUGAUUAAUCAUCCCAGAGGGCAUACAGUAGCCAAACUUGAUGAGAAAGGCCAGAAGACAAUGCUCAGCUUCAUUGAAAAGAUUGAGAAGAUGUAACUGCAACAACAGUCGAAUUUUCUUAAAUGAUGUUGUAGAUAGUUCUUUGAUUUUACCAUGUAAAAAUGGACUAUUUUUCGUAUGGUUACGCAUCUCGCGCGAACUCUUAUUCGAUCGUCUUGUUUUGAUCUUGAAUGAACAAUAACUGCAAAGGAUUAGAACGGCA